Cetraspora pellucida is the source of this 459-nucleotide messenger RNA. The record is from the annotation of a GenBank genome assembly. Lineage: Eukaryota; Fungi; Glomeromycota; Glomeromycetes; Diversisporales; Gigasporaceae.
AUGCAACAGGAGUUACAACAAAUAAAACUGGACAAUAUUAACAAAACAUUGAAUAAUUAUGAUGCAAAACUUAGACAAACAGUCAACCUUCAUAUACCUAGAAUAGAAGAAAUACAAAACUUUGCAGCAGAUUUUCAAACCAGAGAAACAACAGAUGAAUUACAGCAAUUAGAAAAGCUAAAACAACUCAAGAAAAAGAAAAAAUUUUUUAUUAAAAUAUAUUUAAUCAGAGUCAUAAAACACAUAAUUAUCAAUAUCAAUAUUCUUGUCAAAAUUACAAGAAUAAUAAUUAAUGAAGAAAGUGUAUCUCAAAGAACUUCAAAUAGUAAUGAAAAAACUAUAAAUAUUAGAGCAACACCAGUACCAGGAAAUAGUUAUACAAAUGACUCUUCAAUUAGAUUUUUGCAAGUAUCAAAUGGACUACAUAUGAAUUCUGAACAACUACUUCAGAAAGAAUAG